AAACAUUCCCCUUUGUUUUGAAAACUGAAUUUACAAUUUCCUGUGUAGGUUCCGCCAGCUGGACUUUCUUCAUUUUAUGCAACGUCCGACGUCCAAGCACCGCGAGUUGGUGUUUUGUUACUUGGUACACCUGUCGGGCCACAGGUCAACAGAGGAGCUGACUUUGGUAUUUUUCACUAGAAACACAGUGGCAGUGCUGGUGUGUUGGUUCUCUGAGUAGAAUCACAGUAGAUUUCCACCAUGCAGCUGGAGGCUCGGCUGCGACUAUGUCAGAGAUGUCUUUGGUGCUGCAGAAGCGGAAUUCGUCUGUUUUCUCACAGCUAUGCACACAGAAAGUCUGUGAACUACUAUGACCUCCUAGGAGUCAAGUCUAAUGCCACUAUAGACGAAAUAAAACAUGCUUUUUUUGUCAAGUCUAAAAAGCUGCACCCAGAUAGUGACCCCUCAAACCCAGCACUGCACAACCAGUUUGUGGAGCUGAAUGAGGCCUAUCGGGUACUGAGCAAACAGCUGAGCAGGAAGGAGUACGACCUUAAAAUUAGAUACCCAUACAGCACUGCUCCCUCCAGUCACACCUAUCACAGCAGUGACGUGCACGCUCAGGAAAACAUGCGUUACUGGGAGCAGUUCCGUCAUACUCACGCCCAGCAGACAAUGACAGAGGAUGGGCAGAAGCAGAGGAGGAGGAGGGACAUCCUCGUGGUUGGCUACUGCAUCAUCACUAUUGUGCUUAGCCUUGGUGUCCACUUUUUUUUCUACAGGAAACUGGAAGAAGUUCACAAUAAAUAUAUGGAUGAAAAAGACAGAAUAAUCACAGAAAUUUAUAAUGAAUCCAAAGAAAGAGCCAGAGUCAACAGUUUUGAAAAGCAGAUAGAAAUCCUCCGGCAGAGACAUGCUGAAUUUCUGGAGAAGUACAAAAUCCCCAACAGGGGACAGGACAAGUAGGAGAGCCUUCAGCUGUGCUCUGAUGAUUAACUUCAAUCUCCCACUGAGAACAUGGUAUUAAUGUCAUUUUCAAAUAUUUGACAUAUUUUCUGACAUAUUUAAACACACUGAAGUCUCCAGGUUUCCCUCAGAUGUGAUGCUGAGGAGCUCAGGACUCAGGAGUGCGUGAGUGAUCUGGGACAAUUGAAUUUUGUCCGAGAGAUGUUAAUUCCCAAGCAGGCUAAAAUGUAGAUUAGCCUGAGUUGGUCUCUUUUAAAAGAACCAUUUAUAGCUUGAUUGAACUGUCAGAAAAAUAUUCUUAGGUUGUUAUCACUGUUUGUCCAAAGGAGCCAAAAAAGGGAUGCUCUCAAACUGCCUCUAAUGAGCUCACAGGAAAAUGUUAUUUAUUGUUCUCGGCCUCGUUUCUGCCUUUGUGUUGCUCAGCGUUCAGCGCUUGGAGACAACAAAUGACAACACAAAUGUUUUAUCAAGUUGAGAACUAUAUUUCUUAUGCCAAUAGUGUUGGGGUGGUGCUAGAAAGUUUUAUUAUUGCUAUUUUUUUAGAUAAAACAAGCAAAUAUUACCUAAUUUUUUGCUGCGUUUCCUGCCUGCAUCCGGGUCUUUUGAGCUUCUUUUUCUGGGUUAUGUGGUGGGAGCGUGUCCUGCUACUCCGCCUAUUUAUAUUCCCACUUCUUGAAUUUUGGUACAUUUGGGGCAGUGGACAGCUCCUCCUCCUUAUUGCUCUGUGCGUUGACUUGGUUAUUGUACAAAUGCUCAGAUAGAGGCCCAGCAUCAGGCAACUCAUCGAAAACUUAGCUAGUUGGAAACUCUAAAAAUGACUAAUGUUACAACAUGAAACUGCGCUGACUAGUUAAUGAAAGGGACGGUUCAGACUAAUAAUAAUAGGUAAAAGGUCAAAGUUCACUGGUUAUUUUAACAUACAAAGCCAUUACAUACCUUUUGCCUCUUAUUUUGUAGAUGCUAGAGAUAGCCUUAUCUGUUCCCUGAAGGGAUGUUGGCAAGAAAUGACCACAAGACAAACUUUUCUUAUCAAUGAAUACUUCCUGCUUGUUUUGUAAUUUUCGGUUUAGGUUUUGGCGUACAGUCUGCACACACUGUAUUUCACAAAGAAGAGUUCAGCGUCUGUGUUUCUCACUGACACAACUAUUAAAGGCCUCUCAUCCAAUAUUCCCUGUUUGAGUGGUGAAUUCAUGAACUCAGGCAGAGGCCUGGACAUUUAACUGUUGCCUUUGAAUGAGCAACCACACAGGUGAGUCAGUAUUGUUGAAUUUAGACAAUGAUUCAUCUGGCUUGCUUCAGCAUUUUGUCUUUCUCAAAAUGAAUUUGCACUUUCAAAUUUUCAAGUGUUUCUGCACUUCAGAUUCAGAGUUUGAUGCUUCCAGGUCCAGCGUUGCCGUUUUCCUCCUGUCUUCUUCUCGCCUGCACCCACUGUGUCAAGACGUCCGCAGGAGAUAACAUAUCCCCGCAUAGCAUACAGACACCCUCACCCUCAUGUGGCGUGUGAGUCCCCUGUCAUAACCCAAACACACUAUAAUGACUGAGAUUCUGGUGUCAGCAUGCCUCGACACUCACUGACACACUGAUGGAAGACAAGGAUGCCACAGCACGUCCUGCAGGGACACAACUGUGGGCUCAGAAUUGACUCAGUUUGAUUUUAAUGCACUGAGCUGUAGAGGAAAAGUAUCUGACAUGUUUGACCUAAGCUUUAUUAAACCAGAUGAUACAUGA
This is a messenger RNA of Betta splendens (Siamese fighting fish), 2673 nucleotides long. It is a transcript of the gene dnajc4, whose product is annotated as DnaJ (Hsp40) homolog, subfamily C, member 4. The transcript has 8 exons. Lineage: Eukaryota; Metazoa; Chordata; Actinopteri; Anabantiformes; Osphronemidae. The record is from RefSeq and is a predicted model, not a curated record. The coding region runs from base 241 to 945 and encodes 234 amino acids.